Molecule: messenger RNA, 1938 nt
Organism: Thunnus maccoyii (southern bluefin tuna)
Lineage: Eukaryota; Metazoa; Chordata; Actinopteri; Scombriformes; Scombridae
Product: acidic mammalian chitinase-like
Exons: 13
Coding region: 550-1749 (399 amino acids)
Biological process (GO): carbohydrate metabolic process; chitin catabolic process
Cellular component (GO): extracellular region
Molecular function (GO): chitin binding; chitinase activity
Source: RefSeq, a predicted model, not a curated record
CUGUAGCCUCAGGCUGUGAUAGUUACUGCUUGCUACUAAUUAAUCAUUUAAAAUCCAGGGCAGGUGUCUGUACCUAUUUCAUUCCUACAGUGGAAAUACCUGUUCAUGUCACUGUGUAAAAUACCUUACAGGAGGAAAUGUGUCUAAUUUUCCUGGCCACAUGACUCAGAGGAGUGGAUCGUAAUUUCGUAAGCUAUGCUAUUGAGAAAACUGCAUGGAAUGGACAUCAUACAUGUGCAUUUCCUGCUCUGACUAGAUUAUUUCACAUUGUAAAUCAUAGGUCCCCUUUUCUUAACUCAAAUUAAUCAAAUUUAAGUUUCUCUCCAGAUGCUGUUAAAGCCACGAUAGAUAACCACCAGUGAUCUACCAUCAGCACCUCCACUGUGGAUCCAAGAGGAUGUAAACUGGGUUUAAUCCUAAAGUUUAAAACUACACAGCCAGUCAUCCAUCAGUCACAGUGGAGAGACAGUAUAUGCUUCAUUCAUCUUUAUCUUUAUACUGUUUGGUCACUCAUUGAAUCUUUACUGAUUACCCUGAUAAAGUAACAACAUGAGGAAGUUAAUUCUAACUGCAGGUCUCUGUUUGAUCAUCGCCAGCUUGGGCUCUUCCUCCAGGCUGGUGUGCUACUAUAACAGCUUGUCCGAAAACAGAGCAGAGGGUGGGAAGUUUAUGGUUUCAGAUAUUGAUUCAACCAAGUGUACCCAUCUUAUCUUUGCCUUUUCUGAUAUUAACCACAAACAACAGCUGGUCCCCACCUGCGCAACUGACAUACAGCGCUAUCAGUCCUUCAGUGGACUCAAAACCAGCAAUCCUAAGCUCAAAACCCUUUUGGCAGUUGGUGGUUUCAACUUUGCCAUAAAAAAAUUCAGUACAAUGGUGGCAACACAACAAAACAGAAAAAAGUUCAUUCAGUCUGCUAUCACACUACUGAGAGCAUACGGCUUUGAUGGGCUAAACCUGGACUGGAGGUACCCCGGAGGAGCAGGAAGCCAACCGCAGGACAAGCAGAGAUUCACAGCACUGUGCACGGAACUCAGAGAUGCCUUUGAGGCUGAGGGAAAAUCAACUGGCCGUGCCAGAUUAAUCAUCACUGCAAGUGUCUCUGCUGAGAAAGCAACCAUUGAUGCCGGUUAUGAAGUCAAACAGAUUGCCAUAUACCUGGAUUUCAUAAAUGUGUUGACAUUUGACUUUCAUGGCCCCUGGGAAAAUGUCACAAGACAUCACAGCCCGUUAUUCCAGAGAAGUACCGACAGUGGAAAUGAAAUCUUUGCAAACACUGACUAUGCCAUGAAGUACUGGCGGGACCAGGGAGCACCUACACAAAAGCUCAACUUGGGACUAGCUGCAUAUGGGCGAGCUUUUACCCUCUCCUCGGCAUCCAGUGAUGUUGGAGCACCAGCCAGUGGUCCUGGUGAAGAAGGCUGCUAUACUGGUGAAGCAGGCUUCUGGGCCUUUUAUGAGACUUGCCUUUAUCUUGAAGGGGUUACAAUCCAGUGGAUUGCUAAUCAGAGUGUUCCAUAUGCCACCACUGAAAAUCAGUGGGUUGGAAGUGACAACAGUGACAGCAUUGGUGCUAAGGUCAGCUACAUAAAAACAAACAACUUUGGAGGAGCUGUUGUCUGGUCUCUGGACCUGGAUGACUUUAGUGGACAAUUCUGUAAACAAGGCAAAUACCCCUUCAUCUGUCAGGUGAAUACUCUUCUGGCUCCAGGUAACCAAAAUGAGAAAAGUUUCUGGUCUAUUCUGUAGUGGGAUGGUGGUUGUUGGUGUGCAUUUUAUUUAAUACCAUCAACAGUCAUGUAAUCACUUUUUAUUUACUUAAUCACUUUUUGUUAUGCAGAAUGCAAAUGUGUGCUCUUUCUGUUAAGAAGUAUAAGCAGUCAUGGUCAGUGAUGUUAACGUAUGAUGUGAUGAUCAAACAGAGUCAAAGAGAAAUUA